GUGCGAGAGAAAACUUGUAAAGCAAAGCGGCCAUACAAAAUUUGAACACUACGGACCGGCAUGAAGGCUUAUUUUCUUAUCUCGAUUAGCAGCGAUUAAACGAUUCGACGCUUGAAACUCGUCUUCAUUAGCGGCAGAGAUGGCAGGAUCCGACGAAGUCUACUCAGUUACACAAGAAACCGCCCAACUCUCCAUUUCUUCAAAUCGGGGGAACAACCAAAACCAUGAAGAGGCAGGUGAUUACCACGAUGACCACGCUUCAGGCUCAGCUGACAAUAAAUAUGGGGAUGGAUAUGAUGGCCACCACAGAGGUGGGCAAAGAGGCUCCACAUUUAGAAGGGGAGGACGUGGUAACUACAGAGGCCGUGGACGAGGAGGUGGCCAGAGACAGCACCAGCUCUCUAGUGGUGAAGAGGGCGUAGAAGGGCCUUCAAAUUGGAAUGGAAGUGACAGGGAUAGAGGCAAAGGCCAAACCAGACGGUUCUACCGUGGCGGUGGAAGGCAGAGGCCAAAGAGUGAAAAAUCAAGUUUGCUGGACGGGAAGAGAGAGCCUCUCCCUGAUGUUGAGUAUGACAUAGGAUUUGAGGGUGUUGAAGACUUUUGGGACGUUGUGGUCUCUGGCUAUGGCCCUGAUAUGACUGAGGAGGGACUUUGGGAGGUCUUCGGCAGGAAGGAUGUUGCUGACAUUGUCCAGUUCAGGACUGAUGACAUGAAGCCAUACUGCCACAUUUACACAACCUCUCGAAAGAUGACUGAUGAGCUGCUGAAGUGCAACCGUGACAUGUUCCAUGGAAACAUGCUUCACGUUUCCAUCUCUGAGGACAUGAUUGCUCGAAGUGUGUCCCAGAUUCUGAAGAAGAAACCUUCCAAGCCAAAGCAGAAAAGGGCUGGCCCAAGGAGGCCCAGUGAUGCUGAGGCUGAAGAUCAGCCGGCUGAUCAGCAGCAGCAGGACAACUCGGCCCAUUCGUCUGUCAAGGAUGACAGGAACGACGAUGAGUGACCAAAUGAUCCAGAGUCAAGUUUUCCUCUGUUCCAUUCUUGGUGACCAGCAUAACAUUUAUUUUCUUUCUAACAGAGAUUCAAAAAUAUAGUAGCAUUUCUCUUUUUUGCUUCCAUUGGAGAGGAACAAGGGAGACAGUCUGCAUUUUUAUUUUUUAUAGUCGAUUGUGCUGUUCGCUGCCUUUUAAGGAAGAAAUAAGAUUUCCUAAGUUUAAUCAGAAAAUUCCCUUCCAGCCAGCCAUUCCUGUUUGAUUGACAUUGCCAACCUUCUGUAUGGAUACAGCUUCUCUUAUAUUGUGAUAAACGUGAUUUACAUGAAUAUAUAUGAUUAUUAAUAAUGCACUUAUUUCUUCUAAAAAAGUCACACAUGGGAAAUAUACAAAUUAUUAAUUGUUAACUUGCACAUGGUGCAAAUUGAAAUGGGAGUUACGAACUAUUAAAAACAAAUCACC
Messenger RNA from Neocloeon triangulifer, 1451 nucleotides. RefSeq lists its product as uncharacterized. The record is from RefSeq and is a predicted model, not a curated record. Bases 140 to 1000 code for a protein of 286 amino acids. The transcript is spliced from 6 exons. Lineage: Eukaryota; Metazoa; Arthropoda; Insecta; Ephemeroptera; Baetidae.